AGAGGGAAAGAAAGAAAUAGUGAGGGGGAGCUUUUAAUGGAUGGGGCAUUGGAGUAGUAGGGCUACUGGUCUGGUGGUAGCGGCCGCAACAACUUCUUCUUCUUCUUCUCUUCUUUCACUUGUUCGUCCAUUUAGGGUUAGACUUCCUUCUGCAACCACUUUCUUCUGCAUAUCUGAUUUGCCUUCAUCGUCGUUGCCCUCCACCAUGCCUGGACUUGAACAAGAGAGGCAGACGCUGGACUGGCCUGCUAACAAAGUCAGGGACACCUUCAUUAAGUUUUUCGAGGGGAAGGAUCAUGUCUACUGGAAUUCCAGCCCUGUUGUCCCCGUCAACGAUCCUACCCUCCUCUUCGCUAAUGCUGGCAUGAACCAAUACAAGCCAAUCUUCUUAGGAACUGUUGAUCCUAACACUUCAUUGAGUAAACUCAAACGUGCUUGUAACACCCAAAAAUGCAUUAGAGCUGGGGGGAAGCACAAUGAUCUUGAUGACGUUGGGAAAGACACGUACCACCAUACCUUCUUCGAGAUGCUUGGAAACUGGUCUUUUGGAGAUUAUUUCAAAAAGGAAGCAAUUGAGUGGGCAUGGGAGCUUCUUACACAGGUGUAUAAGCUACCAGCAGACCGGUUUUAUGCCACCUAUUUUGGGGGUGAUGAGAAAUCUGGCCUUGCUCCUGAUAAUGAAGCUAGGGAGAUAUGGCUGAACUUUUUGCCUCCUGAACGUGUACUGCCUUUUGGUACAAAGGAUAACUUUUGGGAGAUGGGUGAUACUGGUCCUUGUGGUCCUUGCACUGAAAUCCACUUCGACAGAAUUGGCAACCGAGAUGCUGCGCCAUUGGUCAAUAAUGAUGAUCCCACAUGUAUUGAGAUAUGGAAUCUUGUUUUUAUUCAGUUCAACAGGGACAGUGAUGGUUCUCUAAAACCUCUUCCAGCAAAACAUGUUGACACUGGGAUGGGCUUCGAACGGUUGACUUCUAUUCUUCAGAAUAAGAUGAGCAAUUAUGACACUGAUGUAUUCUUGCCCAUAUUUGAUGCUAUCCAAAAGGCAACAGGAGCUCGACCAUACUCGGGAAAAGUCGGAGCAGAAGAUUUAGACAAGGUUGACAUGGCUUAUCGGGUUGUGGCUGAUCACAUAAGAACUCUUUCAUUUGCAAUUGCAGAUGGUUCUUGUCCAGGCAAUGAGGGUCGGGAAUAUGUUCUGAGACGUAUUCUUCGGCGAGCUGUUCGUUAUGGAACUGAAGUCCUUAAUGCUCAAGAAGGUUUUUUCAGCGGGCUUGUAAGUGUUGUGGUGAAGGUCAUGGGGGAUGUCUUUCCAGAACUGAAGCAACGUGAAGUUAACAUCAGGGACACUAUUGCUACAGAGGAAACAAGUUUUGGGAGGACGUUACUUAAGGGAAUUGAGCAAUUUAAGAAGGCUGCUCAGGAUGUUCAGGGAAUAAGAUUGAGCGGGCAGGAUGCUUUCGCUUUGUGGGACACCUAUGGGUUUCCAUUGGAUCUGACUCAGCUUAUGGCAGAAGAACGAGGUCUAACAGUUGAUGUGGAUGGCUUUAAUAUUGCCAUGGAUGAAGCAAGGAGAAGAUCUAGGACUGCUCAGAACAAGCAAGCUGGCGGUACAAUUGCCAUGGAUGCUGAUGCCACCUCAGAGUUGCGCAAGAGGGGAGUAGCUACAACGGAUGAUAGCAGCAAGUUUAUAUGGUUCCAGGAUCAUGAGAGUGUCAUAAAGGCUAUAUACACUGGUUCAGAGUUUGUGGACAGUGCUGUUUCUGGUGAUGAAGUUGGCAUUGUUCUAGAAACCACAAGCUUCUAUGCUGAGCAAGGUGGACAGAUAUUUGAUACUGGAUCAAUUGAAAGCUCAAGUGGUUCAUUUCAAGUGCUUAAUGCUCAAAUUUAUGGUGGUUUUGUCCUUCAUAUUGGUUCUAUUUCUGGAGAGAAGGGCAGGUUUUGUGUGGGUGAUACAGUAAUCUGCAAGGUUGACUAUGAUAGACGUACUCUCAUUGCACCAAACCACACCUGUACGCAUAUGCUAAACUUUGCUCUAAGGGAGGUUCUUGGCGAUCAUGUUGACCAGAAGGGAUCCAUUGUUCUUCCCGAAAAAUUAAGAUAUGAUUUUUCCCAUGGAAAGCCCAUCCAUCCUGAUGACUUGAGGAAGAUUGAGUCAAUUGUGAACAAGCAAAUCAAGGAUGAAUUGGAUGUUUUCGCCAAGGAGGCAACCCUUGCUGAUGCCAAACGUAUACUUGGUUUACGAGCUGUAUUUGGAGAAGUCUACCCUGACCCUGUUAGGAUUGUGGCAAUUGGUCAAAAGGUGGAGAAUCUCCUGGCUGAUCCAGAUAACAAAGAAUGGUUAUCAAUCUCAGCAGAACUUUGUGGAGGGACCCAUAUAUCAAAUACACGAGAGGCUAAAGCAUUUGCUCUUUUGUCCGAGGAGGGAAUUGCAAAGGGUGUUCGGAGGAUUACUGCUGUUACACUUGAUUCUGCUUUCAAGGCAAUGGAGUUGGCAUGCUCAAUGGAUCAGGAGAUUAGUGACACAUCUAAAGCAGAUUUCAGCUUGUUGGAGAAGAAAGUGGCUUCGAUAAAGAGUCGGGUACAGUCAGCAACUAUUCCUGCAGCUAUGAAAGCAGAUCUUGAAGCCAAGAUUUCCCAACUGAAGGAUCAAGUGAGGAAGGCACAGAAGAAAAUUGCCCAGGAGAAUCUUCAGAAAGCUCUGAAGGUGGCUACUGAGAUGGCAGAAGCUGCUGCUUCAGAUGGAAAAGUUUUCUGCGUCUCUCGUGUGACUGUUGGUUUGGAUGCAGAGGCAAUACGGGAAGCAGUUCUAAAAACUGCUGGUCAGAAGGGAAUAUCAAUUAUGUUAUUUAGUACAGAUGAAGACACAAACAAGGCUGUAGUGUGUGCCAAGGUACCCGAGAAAGGAGAUAAGAGCAAGGGGUUAGAGGUGUUAGAGUGGUUGACAGCGGCCAUGGGACCUCUCAAUGGGAGGGGUGGUAUAGGAAAGCGUGGCUGCGCUCAAGGCCAGGGAACAGAUGCAUCACACAUCGAGGAGGCAAUGAAUCUUGCAACAACCUUUGCAUCUAUGAAAUUGAGAUAAUUUACCUGUGCUGUUUUUUCCCACUGAAGAAUUGACAGUGCCUCAGUUCACUCACUGAUGCUAACAGAGUAAUGAUUCAGAAGUUUAAAGCAAUACGAGAAAAUGAAAGGAUGAAAAUGGAAAUGCAACACAUAAUUAUUUGGGGAAAUGAUGCCAUGUGUGGAACUGGAAAAGCAUAUACAAAUUAUUUGAUUUUACACUUGACAUUAUUUUUC
Molecule: messenger RNA, 3294 nt
Organism: Telopea speciosissima
Lineage: Eukaryota; Viridiplantae; Streptophyta; Magnoliopsida; Proteales; Proteaceae
Product: alanine--tRNA ligase-like
Exons: 23
Coding region: 41-3079 (1012 amino acids)
Biological process (GO): tRNA modification; alanyl-tRNA aminoacylation
Cellular component (GO): cytoplasm; chloroplast; mitochondrion
Molecular function (GO): nucleic acid binding; amino acid binding; ATP binding
Source: RefSeq, a predicted model, not a curated record